AUGUCGCCUAUCAAUGCCAUUAAGCUGCUUUCCAUCGUGUUCCCGCUGCUGCAAGGGGUGCAGGCGGGGAUCGAUCUGAACGCUGGGAACAAUGUUGCUGUCUACUGGGGUCAGAACUCCUAUGGACAGUCGACUGGCGAAUAUGUCCAGCAGCGUCUGUCAUAUUAUUGCCAGAACAGUAACAUCGAUGUCUUCCAAAUCUCCUUUCUGACCAGGAUCAACGGCGCCGGCGGAGUCCCCGAAGUCAACUUUGCCAAUGCUGGUGACAACUGCACGACCUUCCCGGGGACUUCUCUUCUGAACUGUCCUCAGAUCGCCGAGGACAUCCAAACCUGCCAGAAAGCCGGCAAGACCAUCCUCCUCUCCAUCGGCGGCGCCACCUACACCGAAGGCGGCUUCACCAGCGAAUCGGCUGCCAUCGCAGGUGCGCAACUUCUUUGGGAAAUGUUCGGUCCCGUCAGCAACAGCAGCAGAUCCCGACCCUUCGGCAACGCCGUGAUCGAUGGCUUCGACCUCGACUUCGAAGCCACUGUCAACAACAUGCCCGCAUUCGCCAACCAACUCCGCACCCUCUACGCCGCCGACUCCAGCAAAUCCUACUAUCUCACCGCCGCCCCGCAAUGCCCCUACCCCGACCUCGCGAACAACCCGAUGCUCGACGGCGCCGUCUCGUUCGACGCCAUCUGGAUCCAAUUCUACAACAACUACUGCGGUCUGCAGUCAUACGUCCCCGGCUCUUCGACGCAGAACAACUUCAACUUCGCGACGUGGGAUAACUGGGCCAAGACCUCCUCGCGGAACAAGAACGUGAAGGUCUUCCUGGGCAUCCCUGGGAAUACGCGCGCCGCGGGCUCAGGAUAUCAGCCACUGGACCGGGUCAAGGAGAUCAUUGGAUAUGUGAAAGGGUUUAGUAGCUUUGGGGGCGUGAUGAUCUGGGAUGCGAGUCAGGUGUUUGCGAACGGGGGAUUCUUGAGUGGUGUGAAAGGGGCGGUAGGGGCAUCGGUGGUCGAGGGUACGGUUUCUCAUGGGGCGAGUGAAAAUGAGGGGUUUCUGACUUUGGCGAAGGCGGAGAAGCCGUUGGGGACGGGGAUUUAG
This is a messenger RNA of Aspergillus steynii IBT 23096, 1095 nucleotides long. Its product is annotated as glycoside hydrolase family 18 protein. Gene Ontology annotation, biological process: carbohydrate metabolic process. Gene Ontology annotation, molecular function: chitinase activity. The coding region runs from base 1 to 1095 and encodes 364 amino acids. Gene Ontology annotation, cellular component: extracellular region. The transcript has 5 exons. The record is from RefSeq and is a predicted model, not a curated record. NCBI's taxonomy places the organism in Eukaryota, Fungi, Ascomycota, Eurotiomycetes, Eurotiales, Aspergillaceae.